Molecule: messenger RNA, 2580 nt
Organism: Ochotona princeps (American pika)
Lineage: Eukaryota; Metazoa; Chordata; Mammalia; Lagomorpha; Ochotonidae
Gene: KCTD2
Product: potassium channel tetramerization domain containing 2
Exons: 11
Coding region: 35-2566 (843 amino acids)
Biological process (GO): proteasome-mediated ubiquitin-dependent protein catabolic process; protein homooligomerization
Cellular component (GO): cytoplasm; Cul3-RING ubiquitin ligase complex
Molecular function (GO): zinc ion binding; cullin family protein binding
Source: RefSeq, a predicted model, not a curated record
GGUGGCACGCGGGCAGCGGCGGCGGCGGCCCAAGAUGGCGGAGCUGCAGCUGGACCCGGCGAUGGCGGGGCUGGGAGCGGGUGGCGGCAGUGUGGGGGGCGACGGAGGUGUUCCGGGCCGCGGGCCCCCCAGUCCUCGGCCCGCGGGCCCCACGCACCGUGGACACUCGCGCCCGCCCGCCGCCGGCGCCGCGCAGCCGCUGGAGCCGGGUCCGGGACCUCCCGAGCGGGCGGGGGGCGGCGGCGCGACCCGCUGGGUGCGGCUCAAUGUGGGCGGCACCUACUUCGUGACCACCAGACAGACCCUUGGCCGGGAGCCCAAGUCUUUCCUCUGCCGCCUCUGCUGCCAGGAGGACCCGGAGCUGGACUCGGACAAGGAUGAGACGGGGGCUUACCUGAUUGACAGAGACCCCACAUACUUUGGUCCCAUCCUAAACUACCUCCGCCAUGGGAAGCUGAUCAUCACCAAGGAGCUGGCGGAGGAAGGCGUGCUGGAAGAAGCAGAGUUUUACAACAUCGCAUCCCUUGUGCGGCUGGUUAAGGAAAGGAUACGGGACAAUGAGAACAGAACCUCGCAGGGCCCCGUGAAGCAUGUCUACAGAGUCCUGCAGUGCCAGGAAGAGGAGCUCACGCAGAUGGUCUCCACCAUGUCUGACGGCUGGAAGUUUGAGCAGCUCAUCAGCAUCGGCUCCUCCUAUAACUAUGGGAACGAGGACCAGGCCGAAUUCCUGUGUGUUGUCUCCAGAGAGCUGAAUAAUUCCACCAACGGCAUCGUCAUAGAGCCGAGCGAAAAGGCGAAGCCCAGGACAAGCCGCAGCCCGCAAGCCCUCCCCCAAGGCCAGUUCCCAAUGAGUACCACGAGCAAACCCCGCACCUUUGAGGACAAAGUCCUCUGUCCCAUUUGCCUGGAGGUGUUCCAAAACCCAGUGACCACUGCCUGCGGCCACAGCUUCUGCAUGAGCUGUCUGCAAAACUGCUGGGACUACCAGGCUGCUGCGGGGGCCGGCCACUACUGCCCCCAGUGCCGCGAGAGCUUCCCGUCCAGGCCCCGCCUCUGCAAGAACGUCAUCCUGGGGGAGAUGGUGGCCUGCUUCACCCAGGCCAAGGGGUCCCUGGGGAAUCCAGCGGCUGCGGUGGGGCCCAGGGAUGUGCCCUGCGACCUCUGUCCGUCCCAGAAGCUCAAGUCGGUCAAGUCGUGCCUGCAGUGCAUGGCCUCCAUGUGCGAGAGGCACCUGCAGGGCCACGCCGAGGACCACCAGUUGCUGGAGCCCCUGUGGGACCUCAAGGCCCGCCUAUGCCAGAAGCACCACAAACUGCGGCGGCUCUACUGCCGCAAGGAGGGCUGCUGCGUGUGCAAGGCCUGCGGGCUGGAGGCGCACAAGGACCACAGCACCGUGCCGCUGGAGAAGGAGCGUGCCCGCCUGGAGGUUCAAGUCCGGAAGGUCCAAGCCAAUGUGGAAAACCAGAUGCUGAUCAUCACAGCCAACAGGCAGAAGCACCGGGGGCAGCUGGCCUUUCUGUUGAAGAGAAUCCAGAAAAUGCAAGAUGAGGUGAAUGCCUGCUUCUCAGGGAUCAUCCACGAGGCCCAACAGCUGCAGGCCAAAAUUCUGGAUUUCAUCAAGAAAGAGGAGGCAGUCGCUCUGGACAAGCUAGCCAGCUCGCUCCAGCAGAGCGACGGCCGGCUCCUGAAACUGGAGGGCGACAGUAUCUGGCUGCACACCCUGCUUACCAACUGCAGUGAUGAGCAGUUCCUGCAGGAGAUCGAAAGGCUGCAGCAGUUCCCGUCCUGCAAGGAGCCCCUGAUGGGCACCAACUGCGAGGACGCACAGAGCUUCUUCCAUCUGCCGGAGUCCAUGGCCAAGCUGCAGACGUGGCUCACGGACGUGGCUCUCAGCUUCAUGGAGCAGCUCCCCCAGAAGGGCAUCAAGAUGAACUCCUAUGAGGUAUUGCCCCCAGCUGUGGACAGAAAGACGCUUCUCCAGUAUUACUGCAACCUGAAUUUCGACCCUGCCACGGCCACCAAGGAACUGUACUUCUUCAAGGAGACCCACUCGGUGCUGAACCUGAGCGUGCUGCUGGAGCCAUCGGCCACCGCUGACCUGGGCUCGCAGCCGUGGCCGCAGGUGCUGUGCUCGCACAGCCUGUCCAAGGGCUGCCACUACUGGGAGGCCAAGGUGUCCAACUCGUGGGUGUGCCUGGGCGUCACCUACCGCCGCAUCCCCCAGCCUGGUGGCCUCCCGCCCCACCACACGGUCUACCUGCUGGGCCGCAACGCCUACUCAUGGUGCCUGCAGUGGGACUCGCUCCGGUUCUCUGUGUGGCACAACAACACCGAGAUCGUGCUGCACGGCGCCUACCAGCACACGCUCGGCGUGGUGCUUGACUGCACCGCCGGCUGCCUCUCCUUCUACAGCGUGGCCGAUGACGUGAGCCUCAUCUACCGCUUCCUGGCCACCUUCCUCGAGCCGCUCUAUCCAGCGGUCAUGGUCAGCAGGGGCGCCUCUGUCACCCUGCAGCAGUGCUCAGAGCUAUUGCCAACCGAGCCAACCCAGGCCAACUGCCAAUAAAGCAGGAUUCUACU